Molecule: messenger RNA, 902 nt
Organism: Ornithorhynchus anatinus (platypus)
Lineage: Eukaryota; Metazoa; Chordata; Mammalia; Monotremata; Ornithorhynchidae
Gene: CNPPD1
Product: cyclin Pas1/PHO80 domain containing 1
Exons: 8
Biological process (GO): regulation of cyclin-dependent protein serine/threonine kinase activity
Cellular component (GO): cyclin-dependent protein kinase holoenzyme complex; nucleus
Molecular function (GO): protein kinase binding; cyclin-dependent protein serine/threonine kinase regulator activity
Source: RefSeq, a predicted model, not a curated record
AGCGUCCCCGCCCCCAGAGGAGACGGAAGAGGAAGCGACUGGACAACGACGCCCUCCUGCCUUCCUCCGACCUUCCUCCUCCUCCUCCUCCUGCUCCUGCAGCCCGGUCCCCCGUUGGGAUGGAGCUGUCCGGGCUGCUGCUGGACGAGGAGGGCGCCUUCUCCCUGGCCGGCUUCCAGGAUUUCACGUUCCUGCCCGGGCACCGGCAGCUGAGCGAACGGCUGCGGCGGCGGCUGUACUACGGCUGGGCCCCCGACUGCAGCCUGGAGGAGCUUUCGGGACCGGUGGCCGAUAUCGCGGUGGAACUGCUGCAGAAGGCGGCCCCCAGCCCCAUCCGCCGGCUCCAGAAGAAAUACGUCUGCCACGUGUCCAGGGAGGCCUGCGUGUCCCCCUGCGCCAUGAUGUUGGCCCUGGUCUUCAUCGAACGACUCCGACACCGCAACCCGCACUACCUGCAGCACGUCUCCUCCUCCGACCUCUUCCUCAUCUCCAUGAUGGUGGCCAGCAAGUACCUGUACGAUGAGGGGGAGGAGGAGGAGGUGUUCAACGACGAGUGGGGGGCCGCGGGGGGCCUGUCCGUCCCCGUCCUCAACGCGUUGGAGCGGGGCUUCCUCCACGCCUUGGACUGGAGUCUGUACACGGACCCCCGGGAGAUGUUCGAGGUGCUCGGCUGGCUGGAAGGCUGCGUGGCGGAGCAGCAGGGCCGACGGCGCGGAUGGUUCACCUACACCGACCUGUGCGUCCUCCUGGAGCGGCCGGCCUGGGCCGCCGCCCUCGGCGCCCUCUGCCAGCGCCUCACCCUGCUGGCCGGCUUCCUGGCGGUGGCGUACGUGAGCGGCGUGGCCGUGCUGGUGGCCUCGGGGACGGUCCUGCAGCGGGCGGCCGGCCCCCCGCCCCUCCCC